Cylindrotheca closterium is the source of this 615-nucleotide messenger RNA. The record is from the annotation of a GenBank genome assembly. Lineage: Eukaryota; Bacillariophyta; Bacillariophyceae; Bacillariales; Bacillariaceae.
AUGAUGAAGAUCAAGGCCAAGUUUGAUACUGAAGAAGGUCUGAACUUCAUCCAACAGUACUACAUCAAUCAAGGACUGAAGAAGUUUGGUGAUGAUGGAAAGGAUGCUGUGGAGAAGGAAUUGAGACAAAUGCUUCUGAGAGAUUGUUUCACUCCCGAAUUUGUUAGAGACAUGACCGCGUCUGAGCAAAAGAAGACCCAAUCAGCGAUGAUGUUAGUAGCGGAGAAGCAAUUCAAAAAGACAAAUAAAGGUUGUUUAGUAUACCAAGGCGAUGGAACUCGUGAAUGGUUAUUGCAAGAGGACACUGCAAGUCCAACUGCUUUGCAAGAAGCAAUCACCACUACUCGUGUUAUUGAUGCACACAAAGGUAGAGAUGUAUUGACAAUGAACAUGCCUAACGCUUUCAUUCAAACUUAUAUGCCUGAAGCUAAGGAGGGAGAAGAUCGUAUCUACAUGAAAAUCACUGGCAUGAUGGUCCAGAUAUUGAUUGACAUGGCCCCAGAGUAUCGCAAAUACGUUGUAUUAGAGAACAGAAAGCGAGUAAUCUAUGUGCGGGUACUACGUGCUAUAUAUGGGAUGUUACAAUCAAGCCUCCUAUUCUAUAAUCAGUUUUGA